CAUACGAAAAAAGGAAAGUAACAAACCGAAACCCUCACUCUUUCAACCAUCAAAAACUCCUAAGCCCGGCAGCCACACCGGAUUCCGAUGGAUCCUCCGCUCAAGCUCAUGCUGGUGCAAAGUUUCAACCAAAGGCUAAAUGUAAAACUAAAGAUGAAACUUCUGGUUCAAUACCUUCAAAACUCAAUGAUGUUAGGAUGGAAAAGGCAGCUACGCUAGCAUCCCCUGGCUUUGAUGGAGUUCAGGUUGUCCAGCCUGACAAUGUUGUAGAUGACAGUAGGAGUUCACAAGUAAUAAACCCUUCCCAAGUGGCUGUUACAGAUUCUCUGCUUGCCGAGAUUUCCGUUUCAACUUCUUGUGAUAAUACAAAUCCUAGUUUUGGAAGAUCAGUUGGAGAGAAUGCGGACUUAUUUUUUGGGUUGGAAUGUCUUGAUCAGUUUCUUACUCAAUCUUCUAACAACAAUGGAGGCAUUCAGAUUGAUUGUGAAAGAACUGGGACACUGAUCCUUCUACCUUCGAAUGUCUGGUGAAUGAGGAACUGGCAAACCUCACAGAAGCUCCUAACCUAGGUGUUGCCCUUUCUGGUGAUGUUCCUGGUAUGCCCAGAGAAGUGAGUUCUAAUAUCAGGCAAAGGAAGGCCUCUCCAUCAUCAAGUCCUUCUUGAAAGUCCAAACCAUCUUCCAUGGGAGAUGAGGUGAAUGGAAUUGGUAAAGCAACGAAGCAGUAGGUGACUAGUCCCCAGUUGUUGAUGAUCCUGAGGAUGGGACCUGUAAUGAUGAUAGCCUAGCUGCCGAAUUGCCCAGUAUUUCUGCUAUAGAUGAGGAUAAAGAUGAUGAUGAUGAUGAUGAUGAAUAUAAUGCGGAGAGCUCAUUUUUGAAGAGAACUUCUAGGAGGUCAAAGAAACCCAUGACUGAAAAUGAAAAGCCUCUUUGAAAGUGUAAGAUAGCUAAAGAAGCUCAAAAGGAUAAGAAAGCCAUGAAGCAUCAGAUCAGCCAGCAAAAGAACGGCAAAAGAAAUUUUCUCAUACAACUCGUAGAAAGAGAAGAUUUGUGGAUGAGUCUUUACU
This is a messenger RNA of Durio zibethinus, 1066 nucleotides long. The record is from RefSeq and is a predicted model, not a curated record. Lineage: Eukaryota; Viridiplantae; Streptophyta; Magnoliopsida; Malvales; Malvaceae.